Dujonia railenensis is the source of this 1020-nucleotide messenger RNA. The record is from the annotation of a GenBank genome assembly. Lineage: Eukaryota; Fungi; Ascomycota; Pichiomycetes; Serinales; Debaryomycetaceae.
AUGUCUUCGAAUUUGUCUACUGAUAAAGUGCUUACGGAAUUGAAAAAUGAAGUGAUAACGGCUUCUACUGAGGGUUCUGUGGCCACGAAAUCAAAGCCUGCAUCUCAUCUUUUGGCUGGUGGGCUCGCAGGCUUGAUAUCUGCUAUUUCUCUUCAACCUUUCGAUCUUUUGAAGACAAGACUACAACAGCAGCAGAAGGCUAAUAGUCAGUAUAGAACUAGCAUUUCCCGAGAACUUAAGAAAUUGACCAAGAUCAAGGAUCUUUGGAGAGGUGCAGUGCCAUCAGCUAUAAGAACUUCCGUUGGAGCAGGAUUGUAUUUCACCUCUCUUUCACUUUCAAGAGAAUACUUAGCUGCUUUGAAGGAAACCUCAAGUAAGUCUACCACUUCGGUGCUUCCCAGACUUUCAGCUUAUGAGAACCUCUUAUCAGGGUUUGCGAUGAGAGCCCUAGUGGGGUUUGUAACGAUGCCUAUUACUGUGAUUAAAACGAGGUUUGAAUCCAAUGCAUAUUCGUACAACUCCAUGUACGAGGGGGUAGAGGGCAUCUAUCUCGACGACGUUAAGAACGGGAAGGGUUCCAUGAAGAAUUUCUUCAGAGGUUCCAUUGCUACGCUAGCUCGUGACUGUCCAUACGCUGGGUUGUACGUUUUGUUUUAUGAAUCGUUCAAGAAUGAUUUCGUGCCUAAGUUGGCAUAUACAUUAGUAUCAGACCUGGACGAUAGAGAAAGCUUCAUGUCCAGAUCUGCGUUGAUAAACUCUUCAUCUGCAGUAUUGGCGGCUUCUGUAUCGACGACUAUUACUGCUCCCUUUGACGCAAUAAAGACUAGGUUACAACUUUCCACCCACAGGAUCUCCAUCUGGGAAGCAACUAAGAGCAUAAUUUCAGAAAAGGGAGGGUUUAGAAACCUUUUCAGAGGUUUAUCGUUGAGAUUUGGAAGGAAGGGGUUGUCUGCGGGGAUCAGUUGGUGUAUAUACGAAGAGAUGAUCAAAGGCGAUAAGUUGUUGAAGUUCAAAAACUGA